Pipistrellus nathusii (Nathusius's pipistrelle) is the source of this 1074-nucleotide messenger RNA. The record is from the annotation of a GenBank genome assembly. Lineage: Eukaryota; Metazoa; Chordata; Mammalia; Chiroptera; Vespertilionidae.
AUGAUUCUUUUUCUCAGAAAUGCUCUCGGUUUUCUUCCCCAGUUGCUCACCUCUUUAUUUUUCAUGACCGAUCUUGAUGACAGUAUAUGCAAAAAAUACAUAAAGAUGAUAACUAAUAUAGUUAUCUUGAGUCUGAUCAUUUGCAUUUCUUUAGCUUUCUGGAUUUUGUCUAUGACUGCAAGCACCUAUUAUGGUAACUUACAGCCUAUUUCUCCUUGGCGUUGGCUGUUUUCUGUUGUUGUUCCUGUUUUGAUCGCAUCAAAUGGCUUUAAAAAGAAAAGUCUAGAUUACAGUGGGGCUUUAGGAGGGCUGAUAGUCGGAUUUAUCCUAACAAUUGCCAACUUCAGCUUUUUUACCUCUUUGCUGAUGUUUUUCCUUUCUUCUUCAAAACUCACUAAAUGGAAGGGAGAAAUAAAGAAGCGUCUAGAUUCAGAAUAUAAAGAAGGCGGGCAGAGGAAUUGGAUUCAGGUGUUCUGUAAUGGAGCUGUACCCACAGAGCUGGCCCUACUGUACAUGAUAGAAAAUGGCCCCGGGGAAAUCCCAAUAGACUUUUCCAAGCAGCACACUGCUUCCUGGAUGUGUUUGUCUCUCUUGGCCGCACUGGCCUGCUCAGCUGGUGACACGUGGGCUUCAGAAAUCGGCCCUGUUCUGAGUAAAAGCCCACCAAGGCUAAUAACAACGUGGGAGAAAGUUCCAGUUGGGACCAAUGGAGGGGUCACAAUAGUGGGCCUCGUUUCCAGUCUCCUCGGUGGUACCUUUGUGGGCAUUGCCUACUUCCUCACACAGUUGGUUUUUGUUAAUGAUUUGGACAUUUCUGCUCCCCAGUGGCCAAUUAUUGCAUUUGGGGGUCUGGCUGGAUUACUAGGAUCAGUUAUGGACUCAUACUUAGGAGCUACGAUGCAAUUUACAGGCUUGGAUGAAAACACUGGCAUGGUGGUCAACAGCCCAACGAAUGAGGCGAAGCACAUAGCAGGGAAACCAAUUCUUGAUAACAAUGCGGUGAAUCUGUUUUCUUCUGUCCUUAUUGCUCUCUUGCUCCCAACAGCUGCUUGGGGUUUCUGGCCCAGGUUGUGA